GAGCUUUGCCGCUGGGGAGCGUUUUGACUACACCAGAUACCUCAGCCACGAUGAUGGACCUGUUUGCAUUUGUGUCCUCAGACUCUGCUUCCACUAUGGAAGGUAUGUCAGUGGGAUUGAGAAGGGCCUCAAAGUAUUCCUUCCACCGCCCGACUAUAUCCUCAGUCGAGGUCAGCAAGCCUCCGUCUCCACUGUAAACAGUGUGAACCUGGUACUGCUUCCCCUUUCUGAGGCAUCAAAUGGUUUGCCAGAACCUCUUCGAGGCCAACCAAAAAUUGUGCUCCAUGGGCUCACCAAACUUCUCCCACACUCGCGUUUUUGCCUCGACCACCGCCAAAGCCGCGUGCCACUCGGCCUGCCGGUAGAAGAAGGCAGUCUCGCUUCUAAGGCCGGAUUACAGGAAGGAGAUGAGGUGGUGUCGGUGAACGGAGAGCAGUGUGUGACGGUCACCCUUUUACGAGCCCACGCCCUCAUGGAUACAUCCAGCAACCGCCUGCAGUUACUUGUCAAAAGGUCUGCAACCAAUGAAGCGUUAACAAGCUGCAUGAAGUACAGAAGCCAAAAUCCGACAGAGCUCUACAUAUCCGAGUCCCAGGAUGAGGCAUCUGAUGGUGACCAAGGCAUGGGGGGUGUCCCUGUAGACAUGGAAUGCACCUCUCUUGGAAGUGCCCACAGUAUCAAAGGAGAUGUCUCCACCAGAGGGUCCACCACUACAAAUGAAGCACCAUCCUCCAUCCGUAAGCCACUGAGCCAGUAUGGAGUUGUCCAAGAGAAAGUAUCAUCAGCAUCAGCAGGGAGGGGCCUGGGAAGAUCCCAGAGCGGAGCAGAGGACGGGGGAGGUCCUUGUGAGGGUCCUGGGUCUUUUAGAGUCGCUUUCGAAUUCCCUUCAGAUGAGGGGACGCCCGCAGAGGAGGAGGAGGAGGAGGAUUCCGACCAGGAGAAACCCAGCAGGCACCGGGCGAGGCACGCCAGGCUCAGGCGUAGCGAGAGUCUCUCUGAGAAGCAGGUGAAGGAAGCCAAGUCCAAAUGUAAACGGAUUGCCCUCCUCCUCACCACUGCGCCGCCCAACCCCAACAACAAGGGGCUGUUGAUGUUCAAGAAGCACCAGCAACGAGCCAAGAAGUACACCCUUGUGAGCUACGGCACCGGUGAAGACGAGCAAGACAGCACAGAAGAAGAGGACGGUGACGAGGAAGGCCAUCGAGGUGGAAUCCAUGUUUUGGAGUUCACCGUCGCAGCACAAGACCGAACCAAUUUAGAGGAACAUUUCAGCCAAGGCGGGAAAGGUGUGCUGACCAUCAGCCUCCAGGAUAAAGGUCUCCUUGGGCAGCAUAAGCAAAUGGAGUGUCUACCAGACACCAAGGGCAAGGGCGCUCUCAUGUUCGCCCAGCGGCGCCAGAGGAUGGACGAGAUCGCUGCAGAGCACGAAGAGCUCCGGCGCCAAGGGAUCCCAGUGGAAGGGGUACAGGAGAGGCAGAAAGUGGUAGAACCGUCCUACAUGCAGUCAGCCACAGAGGACCACGUGUACAUGGAUGUGAAUGUACACCAGCAGCAGUACCAGCAGCAGCAGUACCAGCAGCAGCAGUACCAGCAGUAUCAGCAGGUUCAGCAACAGAAAAUGUAUCAUCAGGAGUUUCCUCAGAAUGGCUCAGUCCAUCACCAAAGCAGUGAGAUGCAGAGAUCCCUUAGCAAUCGUACUGCAAAGCCCUUUUCGGUACAAAACAUGGCCGCCAGUCCUUACUCUACGGUCAUGAGUGGCGCCGAUCAAGAGUCUACAGGUCAAGGAGAGCAGAUUGCCUCCCGCGACGAGCGCAUUUCCACGCCGGCAAGCAGGACUGGCCUUCUGGAUUCCAAGAGAAGGAAUGCCGGCAAACCGAUGUUCACUUUUAAGGAGGCGCCAAAGGUAUCACCCAAUCCGGAGUUGCUGAACCUCCUUAACAUGAGCAAAGAUAAGAAGACGGGGUUCGAGUCUGGACCCGAGGAGGACUAUCUCAGCCUCGGUGCAGAGGCCUGUAAUUUCCUGCAGUCCGCACGGCUUAAACACAAGACUCCUCCACCAGUGGCCCCUAAACCCAUGAUCAACCCCAGCGCCACUCCCUGGUCCCCUCAGAUGGACAUGCCUCAGCAGCAUGCUGAAAAUAGUGCAUGCCCACCUGCUGUAGCCCCCACUGCUGAGACCACACCUUCCACAGACCGGGAGCCAAUCUCUGUUGCCCCUGAGCCAUCUCCCCCUCAAGCUGCAGAGAAACAACAAACAUGGCCUCCCUCUGUGCCAGAAACACAACAAGUGACACAAGUGCAAGAGGGGAAUGCUCACGCCAAUUCCUCGCCACAGCCUGAUCCAGGAAGAAUGUGGGAUUCAGCAUCAAUGCAAACAGCUCCACAGCAAUCCGCCAUUUCCUGUGGAUUCCAGGUACAACAGCCCCAGGAUCCACCUCCAACACAGUCCCCUUCUCAACAACCGUGGGCGACACAUCAGCCCGCUCUGAGCAAAGUCCAGGCUCAGCCCCCAGCAGCCAAUACUUGGCAGCCCUCCUGGACCCAACCAGAGCAAGAACAGCCUCCUGCCCAACCAUCCUGGUGUCCGCCACAAGAAUCACCACAAACAACCUGGACGCAAGAGCCACAAGUGCAGCCGACCUGGGGACAAGCGCAUACAGUGAUGCCGCAGCAAUCCCAGACUUCCUGGACCCAAGUACAGUCUCAAUCGGCAUGGCCGCAGCAUAAAGCCCAGGCGCAGCCACCUUGGGUUCAGCCAGAAUCCCAGCCACAACCACCAUGGUGUCAACCAGCACAGCCUCAGACUCCACCACAAGCCUGGUCACAAACCCAAGCGCCAGAUCAACACUGGGUUCCCCCUCAGCCUCAGCAGCAACCUCCGAUUAAUUCCUGGCCUCCGUCGCAACCUCCUUGGACCCAAGCAGCCCAAGCACAGCCUCCAGUCAGUUUGAAUCCAUGGGCCCCUGUUCCUGCCCAGCCAACAUGGACCCAGCAGGCUCCAGAACAGGUAGCGCAUGCCACUUCAUCCUGGGGAGCAACGCAAGAUCAGGUCCAACAGCAAUCACCUUGGGUUCAGCCUGCUCGUUUACAACCAUCGCCACAGCCCACCUGGCAAACUCCAAAGCCUCCACCGCAGCCUGCAAUGAACGCAUGGCCUCCAGCUCAACCUCAGACCCCUGUGAAUACUUGGGCACCUCAGUCCCAGCAAACACCAACAGCUAACACUCACCCCUUGCCAAAACCUUGGCAACAAAACCGCAGCCCUGCACCACUACCAGCACAGCAGCGAAACUUUGCUAGUGGUCAAAGAGUUUCCUCACCUGUGAACCCCUUGGCAACAAUCUUGAACCCAUCGUCUGCUGGCUCGGCUUUCGAGAUGCCAGCUGUUAAGGGAAAAGGUGCCGACAUGUUUGCCAAGCGGCAGUCUCGUAUGGAAAAAUACGUCGUGGACUCUGAGACUGUUCAAGCCAACAUGGCGAGCCGAUCGACGUCACCUGCCGCUUCCUUACCCAAUGAGUGGAAGUACACCCCUAAUGUACGUGCGCCACCUUCUCGGGCUUUUAACCCCAUUCAGUCCCCUUCUUAUCCCCCAGCAGCAUCAAAGCAACCCCCUUCCAGUGGCCCGGUGUCAAAAUCCAAGAAAAAAGGCAAACCUGCCGCAAAACCGCUCAAUGUUAUCGACGUCAUGAAGCAUCAACCUUACCAGCUUAGCGCCUCGCUCUUUACCUACGGUCCUGCAGCAGAGUUUGCCAAGGAAUCCAAACUUAGUUGUUCACCUCCUAGCCAUCAAGCGCCACUAUAUGAGCAAAUGUCCCCUGAUCAACCAGCUGGGACCUUUAGUCCACCAUACCCCCAGCAGGCUUACGAACCCAUGCAGCCUAUGCCGCAUGAUGGUACCUACCAGCCAACCCUUUACCCCCCUUCUGGUCCUUAUCAGCAACCUCCAGGUGGUCCCUCCUGGGUAGCAUACAACCAACAACCCAAUCCCCAGUACCAACCGCCUCCGGUCCCCUACCAAACAGCUGCUAAUCCACCUUACCUUUCACCUGCUUACCAGCAGCCUCACACUAACAUCCCCCAUAGCUUCCCUGUAGCUUCCCCACCUGAGUCCACAUCCGGGGGAAACUCAAUCGCCGCCCCCAAACCUAAAUUUACAGCAAGAAAAAGCUCCGCUCAGGUUUGGAAGCCCACCGGUAUUGAGAAAGAGUGAUCUCAGUCGCAUUAUGUUUAUUGGAAGGAUUCAUGUAAUUUUAAAGCUUUAAAGUUAAAAGAAUGUAGGGGGGUAUGAUGGGUAAAAUAGGACAGAAUUUUAGAAAAAGAAAGACGGAUGAUUGUAUGUACUUAACGCUCUGUAAAAAAAAAAAAAACAAGCAAAAAUACAAUCAUGGAAAAAAUGAUUAGACCACACGUUUCUUCAGUUUCUUGUUCAUUUUAAUGCCUGGUACAACUGAAGGUACCUUUGUUUGGACAAAUAUAACAAUGACAACAAAAAUAGCUCAUAAGAGUUAACUCUUUUGGCAGUACAAUGCUAUAGCUAUUCAUGUAAGAACUUAAAUGAUUUUGGUUAUUAUCAAGAAAACCUUGGAAGUUGCUAGAUAUCAGCUCUUAAAUUAAACUCUUAUGAGCUAUAUUUGUUAUCAUUAUAUUUGUCCUAACAAAUGUCCCUUUAGUUGUACCAGGCAUUAAAAUGGACCAAUAAACUGAAGAAACAAGGGUGGUCACAUCAUUUUUUCCAUGACUCUAUAUGGAGUUAACGUAAAUGUUUGCAAUUAUACAAGUGCAAAUCACCAAAAUUUGCUGAAGUUUAAUUCAAAUGAAUAUUUCCUUUACCUCUCGCAACCCUAUUGAGGACAAGCGGCAUAGAAAAAGAUGUAUGAAUUUCCUUCACCUGUGAGUACAAGCCUCAUGUUCGAAGCUAAAACGGUGGCAAAAAAUGGUGGUGUUUGCAAAGCCAAAUAUUUUAGAGAGGUGGUAGUUUGACAGCCCUAGAAGCGUCCUUUUUGAACCUUAUAAAUGUUAUAAUAAUAAUAAUAGUAAAAUUAUUUGAUUACUCCACUGUCUUUUGCCUUCAUGCAGCACCUUUGUCAAGUGACUUUAUUUUAAGCGUUUUUUUUUUCCUGCCAGCUGUUGCGUCAUGCUGGAUGUUAUAUUUAAACCACGGCUGACACAUAGCGGUCUUGAAUUUCAACUUGAGCCAAACUAAUCGACCAUAUAGCUUUAUCUUUGCAAUGGUCUUCAUAUGAAUAGAUUGCAUUUAUUUAUGUUUUGCAAUUUGCUUUUUUUGUUCCCUUUCUCCAUUUUCUUUCCCUCCUUAGUGUGUUCUCUUCUUCACGAUGCACUUUCCUGUAUACCAUUCACUGCAGUGCCAUUAAAAAACUUGUAUCCUUGUUUGGCUUUUUCUUUCUUUUGUUCCCUUUGCUGCAUGUUUUUUCCUUACUUAUUUUUUUUUUCAUGCUCUUUUCUUUUUUACAUCCUCUGCCAUUCUAUAUUAUUUACAAUUUGAAUAAAUUAUUGCAUCAAAAAUACAAAUAUAGUACAUUUUUAGCAUACAGUUUUUGUGUAGGAAAUACAUUUGGACAAGAUAGUUUACAUACAGUACCAGUCAAAAAUUUGGAGACACUUCCUGCUGCUAUACAGUGUGAAGGUGUCUCCCAACUUUUGACUACUGCUGAAUAUUCCUGCACUUUCUACCUUGUUAAGUAAACAAAUGCAACUACAACUACUACAACUACAGGCUUUAGAAGUACUACAGCAAUACUAGCAAAUACAACCACCACUACAACAAUGACAACUAACAGCUGAAACAAUAGCUACAACGACCAAAUGUAUUUAGAAAUGAUGUAAUAAUUGAUUUACUUUUCUAAUACACUAGUGUAUUUCCUUUUCUCCUGUGCGUUCUAGCCCUUGUAAUUCUAUCUUUCACCACACGAUGGCAGCUCUGUACUUCCUGUAUGUGUUGCACAGUAGUCUGGCUUCAAAAGAUUAUUUAUUUUCAUGCAUAAGUUGAACAAAUAAGGAUGAAAAAAAAUUCAGAAGUCACAGUUGCCUCACAUUUACUAAAAUAAACUACAUUUGUGG
Molecule: messenger RNA, 6078 nt
Organism: Dunckerocampus dactyliophorus (ringed pipefish)
Lineage: Eukaryota; Metazoa; Chordata; Actinopteri; Syngnathiformes; Syngnathidae
Product: synaptopodin-2
Exons: 4
Coding region: 473-4210 (1245 amino acids)
Biological process (GO): positive regulation of actin filament bundle assembly
Cellular component (GO): actin cytoskeleton; Z disc; nucleus
Molecular function (GO): actin binding
Source: RefSeq, a predicted model, not a curated record